Molecule: messenger RNA, 2857 nt
Organism: Xiphophorus couchianus (Monterrey platyfish)
Lineage: Eukaryota; Metazoa; Chordata; Actinopteri; Cyprinodontiformes; Poeciliidae
Product: alpha-1,3-mannosyl-glycoprotein 4-beta-N-acetylglucosaminyltransferase C
Exons: 5
Coding region: 450-1829 (459 amino acids)
Biological process (GO): protein N-linked glycosylation
Molecular function (GO): acetylglucosaminyltransferase activity
Source: RefSeq, a predicted model, not a curated record
AUGUGUCAUCUCAGAUUUGGAAAAAAUGUCGGACAUGUUUCGGGUUUUUUUUUUUUUUCUUUCCUCGAGCUGCAACUGAGAGUUUAUCUGUUGGGAACCGACGGAACAAACUCGCCCGACCUGCUGCUCAGGUUGGUCAGGCUGGAUGUUUUCUUCGCGGUAUUUGCUAGAAACUCUUAGCGCAGACGGACGGGACAGAAAUAGCGUCCGUCCACCUCCUCGGUUAUAUUUGGAGCGAGCGCGAGCGCCCAGGCUGCUGGCUGGAAAGAGAAACAUUUCCUGAUUUAUUGCGUCUCGCGCCCAGCAGAGAGGAAACCAGACCGCGAGAAGAAACUUCCAUCAAGGGAUGAGAUUUUCCCUCAACUCUAUUGAGUUUAAGUUAGUCUGUGUUGCAGUGCCGCAGUGCUCUCUUCGGUACUGUACAGUGACAUGAAGUGGAUAUAAGUGAAAUGCGACGGCGUUCUAGAAAGAAGAGUGCAGUUCUGGGAGUUCUGCUACUCGUCACUGUCCUGUACUACUUCUAUCCGUUCGAAUUCCUCCUCACGGGUUUGACUAGACCGCCUCCAAAGCAACUGAGCUGGCAGGUGGAGAGGCUCGUCAGUAAGGAGUCCUGGGCGGAGCAGGGAGAUUAUCUGCCUCUCAAUGUGUCCUAUCAGCUGCUGGCAGGAACGCCAUCGACUCAGCAGAAGUUCCUAACCAUCGGAAUGUCGUCAGUCAAGCGGAAGAAGGGCAGCUACCUGGUUCCCACGCUGCAGUCGCUCUUCUCUCAGUCGUCUCCUGAAGAGCGCUCCUCCAUGGUGGUGGUGGUGCUGAUCGCAGACUUCGACGUUCACUGGGUAACCAGUACCGUCAGGGAAAUCAACUCAACGUUUGCCUCUGAACUGGACCGAGGUCAGCUUUUAGCCAUCCACGUGACCCAGAAGUGGUACCCUCCUCUGACAGGCUUGAAGAGGAACUACGACGACGCUCCCGACCGGGUGUCGUUCCGCUCCAAGCAGAAUGUGGACUACGCCUUCUUGAUCCACUACAGUGCAGGUCUGGGCCAGUACUACCUCCAGCUGGAAGACGACGUCUUUUCAGCGCAGAACUUUCUCACCACUAUUCGGAGGCACAUUGAGGAGCAAAACACAAAAAAGGGCACCUGGGCGAUGUUGGAGUUUUCAGCCCUUGGUUACAUCGGGAAACUCUACAAGUCCUCCGACCUUCCUCUUCUGGCUCGCUUCCUUUUUCUCUUUUACCAAGAAAUGCCUUGUGACUGGCUGAUGUCUCAUUUCCGACAGCUGAUGACCCAAAGAGAGACCAUCCUCUUUAAACCCUCGCUAUUCCAACACAUGGGCACUUUUUCGUCAUUCCAGGGAACAUACAACAAGCUAAAGGAUAACAACUUUGAAGAGGGGCUGUACACCAAUCCCUCAGCUGAAGUUUAUUCAAACAUUUCCACCUACCAGAAGAAUUUCCCCAAACUGGCCUGGGCUCCCGGGGAGGGCUUCUUCUGGGGACGCUCUCCAGAAAGAGGAGAUCAUUUGACGGUGGUGUUCCAGGAGCCGGUGGUGGUGACGGGGAUACUGGUGGAAACGGGAUCAGGAGGAAAGGACCUCCUGGAGUCCGGUCAGGUGGAGCUAGGCCAAGAUGUACUCACUGCAGCGAUAAAGAGCUGUAAAACCUUCCAGUCACUGGGAGCUUUUAUGAAUGGGAAAUUUGAGAUGCGAGAGGUAGACAAACUGCGCGGCUCUGCCUCUUCAUGUCUGAGGAUAUCGGUGACAGCCGGGCAGAAAGACUGGGUGAUCGUUCGGAAAAUAAGAAUCACAACGAAGUCCAGCGCAUCCUGACGCCAAACGUAGCUGGUCUGUCUGUCUUCCAGCCUGACUAACAUUUGACUUUCCAGUUGGAGUCAACAUGCAUGUUACGAAACAUCGACAUCGACCGUGCCUCAGUGGAGCUGCUUCCAACCUGGAGUUGUUUGACCAAAGCAAACAAUGUGCAGUGAUUAGAUAAGCCAUAGCAGAUAAGCAAGCAAAUCCAUUUGGUCUUUGUGUUUCUUAUUGUAGGACUCUGCAACAUUUUUCGUUUUUUUUUAUGCUCCAUUUUCCUCUAAACCUUUUUACUUAAAGUAUAAAUCACUUUUUGCAAAUGUUUUCUUGCAUCACAUUUUCUAGAAGGAAACCCGUGCUACCUCACACAUCAAAUGUGUCAUUUUCUUGGACCAAGGCUUGUGUGCAUCAGUCUUUAUUUAUAUGUAAAACCCUCAAAUCUAUCUGCUCGUAAUAUCUAUCAGAGUAGCUGCGUUUCCAUUGACUAUAUGAUUGCGCAAUUUGACAUAUCGAAAAUAAAUUUGCUGCUUCAGAAAUACAGGUUUAUCACCAAACAUUUUGGUUAAUAGAAAACCAUUUUUUUUUGCAUCACACAAGUCACAUGGUCAGUAAGUGGAUAUCACCAUCGGCAGAAACCGCAAAGAUGACAACAGGAAGUAGUAGAAGGAUAAUGCAGUGCUCAUGUGUAAUUUUAGUUGCGUUUCUUAUUUAGUAGAAACACUGCAAUUGCGAAAUUGUCUUGUUUUCAAUAUUAGUGGAAUAUUAACAAGGUAUUGGGCACAUUUCUAAUGGAAACACAGCUACUGUCAGGCUAUGAGUAGUUGUUUUCUUUUUUGUUUUUUUUCCAGUCAAAUGAACUGUUAUCGUUUAUCUGAACUGUUUCAAGGCAACAGAUGUGUGGCCUGAGGCAGGAGUCAUUAGGAAAUGUGUUUUCUGACCAAAGCUGUUAUUUAUGCAAAGGUGUGAGUUUGUCGGACAGCAAAAACUGCUGCUAAAUGUCCUGCUACCCAAAACCAUUAAAGUUAUGCACCAACUGGUUACUGGUA